Molecule: messenger RNA, 1551 nt
Organism: Anastrepha ludens (Mexican fruit fly)
Lineage: Eukaryota; Metazoa; Arthropoda; Insecta; Diptera; Tephritidae
Product: piggyBac transposable element-derived protein 4-like
Exons: 1
Coding region: 1-1551 (516 amino acids)
Source: RefSeq, a predicted model, not a curated record
AUGAGUGAUAGUGAAAGUGAAUUCUCUUUGGCCGCGUUUUCGGAUGAUGAGAAAUCAUGUUCUGAAUUCGAAGAUCAUGUUGAGGUUGCAGAUUCUUCCGACAGUGAUUUUAGUGAUGACGAAAAUUCUCUUGAGCCUUCUGAAAUGAUGUCGUCAAAAAAUGGUCAAAUAAACUUUUCAAAAACCCCUCUUGUAACAAGUGCCGGAAGAGCUUCAAGAGAAAAUAUUAUCAGCUUGAUUCCUGGACUAACGCGCUACUCGUGCUCACGAAUUACCGAAAAAGAAAUUUCUAGCUUUGAACUAUUUUUUCCACCUCCUUUGAUACGUACGAUAUUGACCUACACAAACAUUGAGGGAAAACGAAUAUAUGGUGAAGAAUGGCUGGAUAUUGAAAACAUCGAACUAUUUGCAUUUAUUGGAUUGCUAAUAUUAGCUGGCGUUUUUCGAUCAAAUAACGAAAGCUGUGAAAGUCUUUGGAACCCUGAAACCGGAAGACCAAUAUUCGCUGCAACUAUGCCUUUGAAGACUUUCAAAAAAAUAUCGAGGGUGAUUAGGUUCGACAACAGGGAAACUCGAAGUGAACGAAGAUCGUUGGAUAAAUUUGCUCCUAUACGUGAUUUGUGGAAUCAAUGGGUUGAGAUAUUACCUAAGCUUUACAAUCCAACGGAAAACGUGACCAUCGAUGAACAAUUAGUAGCUUUCAGAGGAAGAUGUCCAUUCCGCCAGUACAUGCCAGCAAAGCCUGCAAAGUAUGGAAUCAAAUUUUGGGUACUUUGGGAUUCAACAACGAGCUAUGUUUGGAACCUCCAACCUUACACUGGCAAGGCAAUCGGAAGAACCCCCGAGAAAAAUCAAGGAAUACGUGUUGCUCUUGAUUUGAUUGAAGGGCUAAAAGGACAUAACCUCACAACCGACAAUUUUUUCACGUCUUAUCAAUUGGCACAAAAAUUAUUGGAGAAACGUAUUACGAUAGUAGGAACAAUACGCAAAAACAAGCCCGAACUACCACCAGACUUAGUGAACAUAAAAAGAAGACCACUAAAUUCAUCAAUCUUCGCUUUUACCGAACAAACAACUCUCGUUUCGUACAUACCUAAGAAGAAUAGAGCUGUGAUUCUACUUAGCACUCUACACCAUGAUUCAAAAAUUAGUAAUCGUCGGGAUAAAAAGCCAGAAAUAAUACUGGACUACAAUAAAUGUAAAGGUGGUGUAGACACAUUGGACAAAGCUGUAAGCGGUUACACUUGCAAACGAAUGACAAAACGGUGGCCUCAAGUAGUGUUUAGUAACAUAAUUGACAUUUCAGCUUAUAACGCUUUCGUUUUAUUCAAAUUCGCCAACCACGCCUGGAAAGAGGGCUGUCUUACAAAGCGCCGUUUUUAUUUGGAAAACCUUGGUAUGCAGCUCGUAACACCCUAUAUAAAAAAGCGACAAACUUUACCACGAGCACAUUUUUCACUUGAAAUUGCCAAAAAAUACGAAAGGAUUCUCAACUGGAUGCACAACCAUCAUCAUCAGGUCAAUUUGGAAACACGCCGGAAAAGAAAAUAA